UGAUAUGAUGUUGACGGAAGUAGAAAAGUCUGAACACAUAAUUUCAUUCUUACAAACAUGGUAACACUACAAUAUGACAACACUAAUGUCACAGAAUCCACCAUUCUUCUAUUACCUUCAGAUUCAGAAGCUUCGGGGACAAAGAAAAAAGUACCAGAAGACACAUGGAACUUAGUAUAUAUAGUCUAUCUCACACUUGGCAUCGGUUACUUGUUCCCAUGGAACGCAUUCAUCACAGCCGUUGACUAUUUCUCAUAUCUUUACCCUCAUGCCAGCGUUGACCGUAUCUUUGCUCUUGUUUCCUCGCUAUCUAGUCUUGUUGGUCUCUUUCUCAUCAUCCUUAACCGCCACAAAUCUCAUGCUUAUGUGAGGAUCAAUGUUGGUCUUGCAUUGUUUGUUGUUUCGCUCGUGAUAGUUCCACUGCUUGAUGUGGUUUAUGUUAAGGGUACGGUUGGGUUGUAUAAUGGGUUCUAUGUUACUGUUGCGGCGGUUGUGGUUUCUGGUGUGGCUAAUGCUUUGGUGCAGGGAUCUAUUCUUGGGUCUGCCGGUGAGUUGCCGGAGAGGUACACCCAGGCUGUCAUUGUUGGGAGUGCUGCUUCUGGAGUUCUUGUUGCUUUCCUGAGGAUAUUUACAAAGGCUGUUUACACACAAGAUGCCUCCGGCCUCCAAAAGAGUGCAAAUCUCUACUUUUCUGUAUCAAUUGUCAUUAUGUUCAUAUGCAUGGUUUUGUACAAUCUAGCACACAAACUUCCCAUUAUGAAGUACUAUGAUGAACUAAAGAAUCAGGCAGUUGCUGUGGAAAACGACAAUGGUCCUUUGACUGGAUCUGUAUGGAGAUCAACUGUAUGGAAUACCAUGGGAACAAUCAAGUGGUAUGGAUUUGGUAUAAUGCUCAUUUAUGUUGUGACACUCGCAAUAUUUCCUGGUUUCAUUACUGAGGAUGUCCACUCCCAACAUCUUAAGGAUUGGUAUCCAAUUCUCCUUGUUACUGGCUAUAAUGUGUUUGAUCUUGUUGGUAAAUCCCUGACCGCGGUAUACCUCCUAGAGAAUGCAAAAAUUGCUGUAGGUUGUUGCAUAUCAAGACUAUUGUUUUUCCCUUUCUUCUUGGGAUGCUUGCACGGUCCAAAAUUCUUCCGGACAGAGAUUCCUGUCACAGUACUGACCUGUGUUUUAGGGCUUACUAAUGGAUACUUGACUAGUGUGAUGAUGAUUUUGUCACCUAAAACUGUAAAGUUGCAGCAUGCAGAGACUGCAGGGAUUGCGAGUGUGUUGUUCUUAGCUUUUGGUCUGGCUGCUGGGUCUAUCAUCUCUUGGUUUUGGGUCAUCUGACCUGGAAAUCUGUAUAAAUAUAGGGUCUCCAUAACCUACAUGUACCGUGGUUUAACUAGACUAGAUGUCAUUACGUGGAUGGGUUUCCUUAAAUUUUUUCCUAAACACAUGAAAACUUGUAAGUUGUAACUCACCUUUGAAAUGUAUAGGAAGUAUACCUUUUUCUUUCCUUAACUUUAGAAUCACUUUUACAGACACCAUGUUGGUGCUUUUAUCUUUGUUACACGCAUGCUUUAGUAAUAAUAGAUGGAAAAACAAAAUGUAAAGGCUAGGAAGGUAAAGAUACUAGCUAUGUUCGGGAGAGUCUCACUUUAAUACUACAUUUCUUUUCUGUCCUUAGGCAUUA
This is a messenger RNA of Medicago truncatula (barrel medic), 1675 nucleotides long. RefSeq names its product equilibrative nucleotide transporter 1. Gene Ontology annotation, molecular function: nucleoside transmembrane transporter activity. NCBI's taxonomy places the organism in Eukaryota, Viridiplantae, Streptophyta, Magnoliopsida, Fabales, Fabaceae. The transcript has 2 exons. The coding region runs from base 58 to 1329 and encodes 423 amino acids. Gene Ontology annotation, cellular component: plasma membrane. Gene Ontology annotation, biological process: nucleoside transmembrane transport. The record is from RefSeq and is a predicted model, not a curated record.